AUGCAGACAGACAUCGAUCGCCAAUUGAAAAAGCACGUCGCACCCGGAUAUGGCGGAAUCUCUCAAGAAAUGUGGAUAGCGGCUCCGGAAACAAUUCGAGCAAGAGAGCGCAAGAUUAUUGAUUUAAUCCUCAAGUCUGGAAGAGCACCAGCGAUUCUCCGACGGAAGCAGAUGGUAUUUCUACCCAAAGCAGCACAUGUAGACCCAACAUUGGAUAAUGCAAAAGGCCUACCGCCGCGGCGACCUAUUACAGUUCAAUCCGCGCUCGCCCGCCGGCUUUUCUUGGUUCUUAAACGAUAUGUGGAGCCCGGAAUCCUAAUCAGUCGAAUGCAGCACGGUUUUCAGACUGACCGGACC
This is a messenger RNA of Phytophthora sojae, 357 nucleotides long. RefSeq lists its product as hypothetical. NCBI's taxonomy places the organism in Eukaryota, Oomycota, Peronosporomycetes, Peronosporales, Peronosporaceae. The transcript has a single exon. The record is from RefSeq and is a predicted model, not a curated record. The annotation marks the transcript as partial.